AUGUGGAAAAUUGGUGAACAAAGAGAUUCUAUAGAUAGAAUAGUUGCUGCACAUCCUGGUGAAGAUGAAAAAUACUAUUUGAGACUCUUGUUGACAAAAGUUAAAUGUCCAACCACAUUUGCUGACUUGAGAACUUUUGGUGGAGUUCAAGUACAGACUUUCCAUGAAACAGCACUGCUAGGGGAUUAUUGGAGCAUGAUGAUGGCUAGAAACUUUAUUUAUGAUAUGGAAAGUCAAAAAAGAGCAUUAAAUGCAGAAAGAAACAUAGUUUUUACAUCAGAUGAUCUAGAUGCUUGUGCUUUCUUGAAUCAAAAGCAAAAAGAAGCAUUUAAUCUCAUUUCUGAGAGAGUUUACAGCAAUAAAAGUGGUGCUUUUUUCAUUGAUGGUUCGAAAGAUAUUGGAAAAACCUUUUUAUACCAUGCAUUACUGGUAGAUAUUAGGUCAAAAGGUUAUAUUGUAUUACCCAUUGCUACAUCCAGCAUAGCAGCUUCAAUUCUUUGUGGAGGAAGAAUAGCUCACGCACGAUUCAAAAUUUCAAUAGAUAUUUCUGAUCGAUCAACUCGUCGUGUGAGUAAGCAAAACUCUUUAGCAACUUUGAUAAGAGAAUCAAAGUUGAUCAUUUGGGAUGAAACUCCUAUAUCUAAACAAGCAAGUAUUGAAGGAUUGGAUGAUUUGCUUAAAAACAUCAUGAAUUCAAGUGAAAUUUUGGGUGAAAAGGUAGUGGUUCUUGGAGGAGAUUUCAGGCAAAUGCUACCAAUUGUUUGCAGUGGAACUAAGGUUGAAACUAUUAAUGCUUGCUUGAUUAAUUCUCCUUUUUGCCACAGUUGCAAAAGUUAUAGUUAA
This is a messenger RNA of Coffea arabica (coffee), 843 nucleotides long. Its product is annotated as ATP-dependent DNA helicase PIF1-like. The record is from RefSeq and is a predicted model, not a curated record. Gene Ontology annotation, biological process: telomere maintenance; DNA repair. Lineage: Eukaryota; Viridiplantae; Streptophyta; Magnoliopsida; Gentianales; Rubiaceae. Gene Ontology annotation, molecular function: DNA helicase activity.